Messenger RNA from Aspergillus aculeatinus CBS 121060, 2077 nucleotides. RefSeq lists its product as uncharacterized. The transcript has a single exon. The record is from RefSeq and is a predicted model, not a curated record. Bases 241 to 1830 code for a protein of 529 amino acids. NCBI's taxonomy places the organism in Eukaryota, Fungi, Ascomycota, Eurotiomycetes, Eurotiales, Aspergillaceae.
UGAGCCUAUAAAUUGCCCUUGGCCACCCGUGAUCUUCCGGGUCACUCACACACGCCACGCAGAUUCACUUGAGUGCUCAGUGCUUUUAUGCUGUUAUAUAUAAUACAUCCACUAAGCAGAGGAAAACGCUUCGCCGCGUGGACUAUAGUAGUUGUUUAGCACAAAUCUUCAAGCCCAAAUCUGUGUGCCUGUAAGCCAAGCCAAGCCAUCCAAACCCAAAACCCCACAACAUCGUUCAAAAUGCUGGACUACUACCCUCAUUAUGCCGCUGACCUCACCAAACAGCAGCUGAAGAAACUAAUCGAAGUCCUGAGCAUCGACAGCGACCAGGACGCCGCCGAGACCGAGUAUCUCGGGCAGAUCCGCAGUCCCCAGGUCGUGCAGCAGAUCAAGGAAGCCAUCCGCGGGCUGCCGACGGAGCUCCGCCAGCGCUCCAAGUGGGUGCGCAUGCUGCGCCACGAUGCGGAGGCCGCCGUGCUGUGCGAGGUCCACGAGGAGCUCAACGCCUAUGUCAUCGGCAGCCUCUUCGCGCUGCUCCAGCGGGAGGUGUCCCACAAUCUGACCUUCUUGAAGUGGUACCGCGAGUUCUCGGACGAGGCGGUCAACAACCUCGUCGACGCCCUGCUGGCGGUUACCGGAAUGUGGUGGAUGCCGGAGGCCAAGGACGACGUGCCCCCCAAGGGCGCGGUCUGCUUCCAGGAGAACAAAUGCGAGGCGUGUAUGUUGGCGAGAAUCGUGGAUGAGCCAUGGUGUCUGCGCAACCUCCGCACAGCGCUGGUCAGUCGCGUGCGAACCAAACCUGAAAUCCGGAUCCCGAAAUUGCUCCCUUUCGUGGACGCGGCCAUCGGGUCGUUCGCUCCUGAGGGGGAGGCGGCAGUCAAGGCCUACGGAGGCCUUCCGUGCGACUUGGGCUACACGAGCAGCUGCCUGGCCUUCAAGGUCAAGGCCGCGCGCGCGGACGCUCUAUAUGUUGCCGCUCGGCAGCUCCGUCAGGCGAACAAAGUGAUGCAAAGGGAGCAAGUCCUGAACGACAAGCUGCGGCACCGCACGCGCUCUCGCGCAGCAGAUCAUCCGUACCAACCCGAGGAAAUCAUCUACACAGACGAGGACUUGCAGCAGGCAGAUGAUCGUUCCACGGCCCAUGUCAGGAUGGCUCCCAGCCCCCGACGACGGAAGAAGUCGGUCAAGCAGCCCAAACCCAAACAUGCCAGAACCACACGGCUGCCGCACCUCGACAGUAUCGCGGAGGAGGCAGGUGUUGAGGAUAUCGUCGUCAAGGAGGCUACCAAAGUACAGGUUGAUUACGCGGGAACCGCCAUCCUGGUAACCCCGAGCCAUUCAAAAUCCACUGCUGACAAUAUGGUAACAGUUCGUCCCUUGAACGUGAAGAAACCGAGCUUGGGAGAGGAAAAUGCUACCCUCAUCCAUGACGAAGGUGCCUCGCCAGAGGCCCGCAUGGUGAAAGCCCCUUCCUCUAGCAGUUCGGAUUUGGAGGAAGACAGGCUAGAGCACGAGAUUCAAGCGUUGUUGCUGCCGCGCCUUGCCAAAGGACCUCCCGUGGGUCCUAGAUACCCUUCCUCGACCGGGGGUUUGACGCAACGCCGCCGAGCAGAGCCUUCCGAGGAUCUGGAAGACCUCGAUCUGAAUAGCAUAUGUAACGAAAUAGCUCUGCAAGAAAAAGCUCUUUGGACGCCGACCUUCGUUGAUCAUAUAGCAGCCCAACCCUACCAUCACGACGAACCAUCCUCGUCAGAGUGUAGUAGUAUCCAUACCACCACGCGAUCCGCGAUUCCAUUCUUCAACAAGUCCGGGACUAGCAGGCGGGGUUGAAAGAUUGAGGUGACUGGGGGCAAUUCCAUUGAUUGCAGAGGACGACGGCGUUUGAAGGUAGCAAGUUGAUUUCCCAUGUACAUUGCAUCUCAAUUAUAAUAUAAGCUCCAUAUAAUAAGCUAAUAAAUAAUGAUGAAAAGAAGAGAAAAGUAAAAGCAGAAACCGGUCAUUAUUUCGAAGUCUCACAGCCAUGCGUGGUAGUCCAGUGGCAGUCCAAUGUCGUACUGAGCAAGAAGUGAUGAAACCA